AACGGUAAAGAAGCAAAAUCCCCAAGAAAACAAACAUUAUUGCUUAGCAUUCGUUGGCAAGAUCUCUCAAGAGAAACCAGUCUCUUACUCUUGAAUUAAACGCGACAACAAACUCGAUAUUUUAUUAUUACGAAACGUUAAAGAAGAUGAUGUUACUGAGAAAUUUAAUUUCGGCUCUGAUCGUAUUGGGAGUUUCUGUUGUUGCCGAACAGCAAGGAUACGACGACGCWGCCCAAGCCGAUGAUGCCGUCCAGGCGUACGACGAUGCUGCUCAGGCGAACGACGAUGCCCAGCAGGCGUAUUAUUAUGAUAACAUAGAUUACAGUGGAGCUUUUUCUGCUGGUGAUGACACGAUCCAAUACUGGACUGAUUAUGCCAUACUCCCGAAACGCUGUAUCGUAUAGUAAGUACAGUGAUGUGMUGAUCGACUGAGGACAUCGAUUCUUUGGAUCUCUCAGAGCAGGAAAGAGAGAACCGAGCAACAAAUUUCCAGCAAGGAUAAUCUAGAACACGAAAAACUCACGCAUUCUUUGCCAUUUUUWAAUUCAGCAACAACGUCGAUGUCAUCGUAUUUUCUGUUCACGAACAGUACUACAAACAGUGUCAAGACAACCCUAUAGGAACAUAUAUUACUCCCGUCCCAAAUUUUUUGCAGGGAUAUCUUCAAUAUUACAUGCAGAUUCAGGAAGACAAGGGAUACGAUGAUUAUGAAUUACCUGAAGUUGCCGAUUACGCCUACUGCACACGAGUCGAGAUUCAAAACCAAGAACUUUAUCUGCAGAUUGGAUGUUCAGACGAAAGCCCCAAUAGCAUCGCCGUCAAUAUUUACGAGGACAACACCUGUACAAAGAGAAGCACUUCCAUCGAUGGGUACGACGAUGCGAACAUUGAUGUUUCUGAAAUCCAGGUAAGCGUUGACGGGUAGACAGACUAGUCGAAUCUUUCUCUUUCAAAAGGAGGAAACCUAUGAAAUGCAGCUUUACUGGCAUCUUAACCUCAUCGGAUUCUUCUACUUUUUCUUUUGAACAAAAGCUUCCUUUCAAGCACUGUCAGUCCUGCGUCAUGUGGGUAGACAAAAAUGACGACGAGAUCGAUGAUAUGUUUUACGAAAAUCGGAAACAAAAUGCUCCAUUGUGUUCAACUGCAUGGAAUUUCAAACAAGAAUGCGACCGCAAAUGUCGUCGAUCCGGACUUGAGUCAAAGACAAAGGAYGGGUGGAACACUCCAGACAAGGUAUUACUAGCUAUUCUGGCUGUUUUUGGAUUUGGUAUGUUGAUAGCCAUUCUCCAAAAGCGACAAAAUAUGUCAAACAAAGAUGCUCUUUUGGAACAGGCGGCCAUGACUGCAGCUGGAUUACAGCAGGUCCAUGUUAUUGGAAUCUUCUUUUUGAUYAUUAUCGUGAUAACAGUAUUUGCGUUGCUGCAACUGAAGAAUAUCACUUGGGCCUUGCUCCUUAUCAUGAAUACUACUCUUUUUGGAUACUURAUGAAAUUGACAGUCGAYAGCGGUGUCAGUGCCGGUGAAACAGUUAUUGGACCAGAUGGGACUAUUAUCCGACACGCUGAUUCGGACGAUUCAAGCGUAGAGAGUGUGACACAAACUCCGAGGAAUAAUGCAGGUACUUACAUGCUACCGACAAUUUCGUAGGUACACCAGUAUUGGUGGUGUCGUCCUCGAUGUUCUUGUCGACUUGUAUCAAUCCUGCCGCCAUAGAAUUAUAACAGUUCUAUCUUCACCGCGUCGUUAUUAUGGAAUGCAAAACAAAACCAUUCCGCAAAACUCAUUGAAACUGUAAGAAAAGGAAUUUUGAUAAAUAGUACUGUAGUAAAUUUUUUUCAUCAAC
Molecule: messenger RNA, 1843 nt
Organism: Pseudo-nitzschia multistriata
Lineage: Eukaryota; Bacillariophyta; Bacillariophyceae; Bacillariales; Bacillariaceae
Source: the annotation of a GenBank genome assembly